Molecule: messenger RNA, 2288 nt
Organism: Marchantia polymorpha subsp. ruderalis
Lineage: Eukaryota; Viridiplantae; Streptophyta; Marchantiopsida; Marchantiales; Marchantiaceae
Source: the annotation of a GenBank genome assembly
CUUGCGAUCCAGGCGAGGAUUUUCUGGACCAGAUUGUCCAUGAUUUUCCGUCCGAGGAGUUGGGAAAUGGGAAAGGAGGGAUGACGAGCGAGGCAGUGCGGCAGCAAUGGCCGAGGCCGAGAAGAUCGCUAUCGAAACAGGGCCCGAGCAUUCGGCAGGAUCCCAUGGCCGGGCCCUUCUAUGUCCUUAUGAAUUUGAGGAUCCAGCUUUCCGUCGAGCUGGGCGGUUGCCCAAUCUGAGGUAUGGGGACCAAGUGAGGGCAGUGUGGGUAACUCGGUACGAUUUUGAAAGCGAUGUCGAUAUCAUCAAUAUUAUGCAGCGUUCAGCUCAAUCAGGUUUCAACACUGUUUUCUUUCAGGUCAGAGGCAAUGCAACUACAUACUAUCGAUCCAAAUUGGAACCGUGGUCGGAGACUUUUGAGUGGCAAAGCCCAGGGUAUGAUCCUCUCUCGCUGGCGAUACAAGAAGCCCAUGCACGCAACAUGUCUUUGCACGCCUGGAUCAACGUAAUGCCAAUGUGGAGAGGAUCAUCACCGCCAACUAACAAAGACCACAUGUACUGGUCUCACCCCGAGUGGAGCUGGUAUGACAAACAUGGUGAACGCCAGCCGUUGAAUAGGGGCUUCUAUGUUAGUUUAAACCCCUGCUUACCUGAGGCGAGGAAUCACAUUGUCAAAGUCUGUCGGGAGAUCGUUGCCUGCUACGAAGUUGAUGGACUUCACCUGGACUACAUACGAUUUCCUAAUGAACCACCUGUUGUGAAUGGCCAAGCGUACCCUCACGACAAGAGAACCCUUGAACUUUUUCAAUCCAAUACUGGUUUUACCGUCGAAGAGAGGCCAAAUCUUUGGGACCAGUGGCGAUCGGACUGUGUAACAGCUCUAGUGCGUGACGUUUGUCGUACGGCAAAGUCAAUUCGUCCACAAAUCGUCUUGACUGCUGCUGUCGGCGCUGAGCGACUGAACGCUCUCAGCCAUUUUCAAGAUGUCGAAACGUGGUGGAAAGAGAGACUACUUGAUGCAGUCGUCCCCAUGAACUACACUGGCUGCCACAGGACUUUUCGUCGGCGUGUAGAACGAGAGUGGCUGGUUAAAACCAAAGAGCAUCUUAUUCUUCCUAUCACUAGAAUGUUUUUCAGACAAGAAUUUUGGCCUGAUAACCAUAAGAGACACGGCCCAGCGCAGCUGGUCAGUGAUGACUCAAGAGUCGGAUGGUCUCGUCCUCCGGAGCCCGCAAUAGUGAUGGGCACGAGUGUUGAGUUUGGUGACAGUAGACUUCUUCAAAAGCAACUGGCUUUAGCUCUACAGCGAUUUGGCCAUUUCUCUGUCUUUUCGUACGCAAGUUUAUUUGAUCAGAGAACUGAUGGGGAAAGAUUGCAACCUUUGCUUGUGUUUCUACGGAUUCUCGCCGAUGCGUCAGAGAUCUCUGUACGAAAUUUGGGUAUACCAAUCGUACAUCCUUUCAGAGAUAGAAACACACAUGCACAUCCAGAAGAGGCAGGUCCAUACGACCAGAUUCAGAUAUCUCAACAGUUUGGAUUCAAUGCUCCAGUUGUAGCCCUUCAGCCUGCUGUAUUAAUUUGGAGAAGUCGGAGAAAAGGAAAGCGUUUUAACACAGGCGAGGAUGGGAACAAAAAAAUUUCUUACCGGAGAACAGGCCGCAGAAGACUUCUUGUUAAGGAUAGAAAUAGAAGAGGCAUGAGUGAAGAGAAACAUGAUUCAUAUGAGUCUAAUCUAAAUAGUUUACUAGAAAGAGGAACUGAGUCGGAGGAGAGUAAUGGUCUACUGGUGGCGAACAACUGGGAAGUUGUCAGAAUGUCAGAGGCAACAAUGAGAGAAGAAGAAGAGAAUAAUCCUUUUACUGCCGGACACGGACUGAUGAAGGACCUCCGAGGAGGAUCUUCUUUCAGAAGAAGCGAGGCUGGGAUGUUUGCCCCACCUGUCAGUCCACUAUGCACGGUCUCAGCUUCCCAUAUAUUAUCGCAUUCAUGUAAGUUCCACUUGGAGGGCCCCGUCACAGAUUUGUCCACAAAAGCAGGAAUAGUGCUCAAGAAUAUCGGGAAAGCAGUUUGGAGCAGGUUGGAACGAAGCAAACUGUAAGCCUGCAGAAGUGGCGGAAGCCUAUUUGCCUUGAGUAUGAUCCUAAAUAAGUAUGAAACUAGCAAGGAAAUAAUUGAUACGUCAGUAGGUUCGAGUGUACAGCAAAGUUGUCAUCUUUUGUCCCCUUUGGAGGGUCAACACGAACAUUCAAACGCACGUCUUAAUUAACAAAUUUUGCUUUCACUAUGCU